Molecule: messenger RNA, 1155 nt
Organism: Procambarus clarkii (red swamp crayfish)
Lineage: Eukaryota; Metazoa; Arthropoda; Malacostraca; Decapoda; Cambaridae
Source: RefSeq, a predicted model, not a curated record
AUGAGACACAGCGAGGUGAAAGCCUCAUCUUGUUCUACCCUCCGUGAGCCUCGAGGGCUCCUGUGUUCUACCUACCGUGAGCCUCGAGGGCUCCUGUGUUCUACCUUCCGUGAGCCUCGAGGGCUCCUGUGUUCUACCUACCGUGAGCCUCGAGGGCUCCUGUGUUCUACCUUCCGUGAGCCUCGAGGGCUCCUGUGUUCUACCUACCGUGAGCCUCGAGGGCUCCUGUGUUCUACCCUCCGUGAGCCUCGAGGGCUCCUGUGUUCUACCCUCCGUGAGCCUCGAGGGCUCCUGUGUUCUACCCUCCGUGAGCCUCGAGGGCUCCUGUGUUCUACCUACCGUGAGCCUCGAGGGCUCCUGUGUUCUACCCUCCGUGAGCCUCGAGGGCUCCUGUGUUCUACCCUCCGUGAGCCUCGAGGGCUCCUGUGUUCUACCUACCGUGAGCCUCGAGGGCUCCUGUGUUCUACCCUCCGUGAGCCUCGAGGGCUCCUGUGUUCUACCUACCGUGAGCCUCGAGGGCUCCUGUGUUCUACCCUCCGUGAGCCUCGAGGGCUCCUGUGUUCUACCUACCGUGAGCCUCGAGGGCUCCUGUGUUCUACCUACCGUGAGCCUCGAGGGCUCCUGUGUUCUACCUACCGUGAGCCUCGAGGGCUCCUGUGUUCUACCUACCGUGAGCCUCGAGGGCUCCUGUGUUCUACCCUCCGUGAGCCUCGAGGGCUCCUGUGUUCUACCUUCCGUGAGCCUCGAGGGCUCCUGUGUUCUACCUACCGUGAGCCUCGAGGGCUCCUGUGUUCUACCCUCCGUGAGCCUCGAGGGCUCCUGUGUUCUACCUUCCGUGAGCCUCGAGGGCUCCUGUGUUCUACCUUCCGUGAGCCUCGAGGGCUCCUGUGUUCUACCUACCGUGAGCCUCGAGGGCUCCUGUGUUCUACCUUCCGUGAGCCUCGAGGGCUCCUGUGUUCUACCUUCCGUGAGCCUCGAGGGCUCCUGUGUUCUACCUACCGUGAGCCUCGAGGGCUCCUGUGUUCUACCCUCCGUGAGCCUCGAGGGCUCCUGUGUUCUACCUACCGUGAGCCUCGAGGGCUCCUGUGUUCUACCUACCGUGAGCCUCGAGGGCUCCUGUGUUCUACCUUCCGUGAGCCUCGAGGGCUCCUGUGA